Molecule: messenger RNA, 927 nt
Organism: Colletotrichum spaethianum
Lineage: Eukaryota; Fungi; Ascomycota; Sordariomycetes; Glomerellales; Glomerellaceae
Product: putative 2-dehydropantoate 2-reductase
Exons: 4
Coding region: 1-927 (308 amino acids)
Biological process (GO): pantothenate biosynthetic process
Cellular component (GO): cytoplasm
Molecular function (GO): 2-dehydropantoate 2-reductase activity
Source: RefSeq, a predicted model, not a curated record
AUGACGACCGACAAACAGAUCGAUGUUCUGUUGUACGGACUUGGCGCAUUAACGGUCGUCGCUAGGUCAAACUACGACGCAGUGAAGAAGAAUGGAAUCAUUAUCUCCAGCGAAAACCACGGAGAGCACACUGUCCGCCCAUACAAAGUCGUAAAAAAUGCUGUCGAGGCAGAUGCAAAGUUUGACUAUAUUGUCUGCGCCCACAAGGCCAUUACGCAAGAUGCUGUGCCGGCGCAGAUUGCCCCAGCUGUAAAUGAAGAUAAGUCAACGAUCGUCAUCAUCCAGAACGGCGUCGGUAAUGAGGAGCCGUUCCGUAAAGCGUUCCCCCACACAACAAUCAUCUCAUGUGUGACCUGGACCGGAGCCGCGCAGCCGCAGCCGGGACAUGUCAAGCAUACCAAAUCCGAGGACAUGCAGAUAGGGUUAUACGCGAACAACGCUGACCAAGCAGUGGAGAAACGGCGACUGAAUGAGUUUGCUUCCUUACUGACGGAGGGCAAGACCGUCUUCCAAUUGGUCCCCAACAUCCAGAUUCAGCGUUGGGAAAAGGUGGUCUGGAACGCCGCUUGGAACUCGCUCACAACGUUGACGCUCCUCGACACCCACUCCUGGUUGAGCUCAUCACCAGAAGCUACGCCCUUGACUCAGCGCCUUAUGAGAGAAGUCAUCGACGUUGCCAAAGGGUGCAACGUACCUAUUGAGUAUGACUUGGUUGAUAAGCUCAUCAGCAAGAUCUUGGCCAUGCACCCCAUUGGCAGCAGCAUGCAAAACGACUUCAAGGCCGGACGGCCAAUGGAAGUCGACAUUAUCCUUGGUUAUCCAUACCGUAAGGGCAAAGAGCUGGGUAUUGCAACACCAACAUUGGACACUAUUUACGUCAUUCUGACCGGUACCAACCUCCGGCUAAUGAGAGAAUCUGGGCAGUAG